CCACAUCACCUCACUAAUGCUCUUGUGGCCCCAAAGAGUGCCCCAGACUAGGGUAUUUUUUCCCUCUGUAUCUUUUGUGCAUCAGUCAGACAUUCAGACUUGAAGCAAGUGCAGUCUGGGGCCCCAGGGGGUGAGCCUUGCCAAGUACAAUGAGCCCCCCACAAAAAAGCCAUUACCCACCCCAGUCGCAGUCAUUAUGCCAAAAUCCUGCGCAUGAUCUGCAAGUCACUCCAACUGGCCUGCAAGCCCCAUCCUCACGUGAGAUCCACAAUUUGCCCUUUCAUGUCUCUUGGGACUCGCUCUAUCCUGGGGCCCCUGACUAGAGUACCCCCUGUACCCCCCAUCGGUGUGAGAGAUAAUUCAUUAUAGUCACUACCUGACAAAUUGACUCCCCUCCAGUUACUCGGGUUUUAAUUGUCCUUUAAAAUAUGGAAUAACUUGCAAAUAAAGGAGCCAAUAAGAAUUGAUUCAGUUGGAUUUAAACAUGGGUCGGAGACCCCUUUCCACUGGAUUCCCAGACAUUAGCUUUGCUGGGCUUUAUUAUUGUCCCCCCAACCAGUACAAUCAGGGACCCUCCGUCGUACCCUCCCAUUUCAGUUGUGGUGGAUCCUUCACUGGCAGAUACUGCCCCUAUUUCUACCCAAACUCACACAGUCAGGGUCAUUUAUCAACACUGGGCAGUAACCAGUAACCAAUGAAAUCGUUGCAUUCAUUGUUCUACCUGCAGCUGACUGAAUAAAGCCACUCACUGAUUGGCUGCUGUACUUCACUGCUCAUGGGCAAAUGCACCCGGUGUUGAGAAAUGAGCCCCAGUUACUUUUGUAAAGCAAUUUGCCCAGAAAUGCCCCGGAAAUGGAUAAAAAAAAACAAAAAGACAUUGAAAAAGACAAACAACCAGAAAUACCAGAUUCAUCUGACGUCUAUAAAGUACAGACACCUGUAACUGCUGCAAAACAUUCAACUUCAGUCGCUCGGGGACAGAGGAACGAGCAGAUUUCAGAAGCCGCCAGACAAGGAUGACGACAAAAAAUCUCAGUCAGGGAUCAGAGCAAGUGAUCAAACGAGGAUGCCUGAUAAAGUCUCCGCCCACGUCUUUCCUCAACAGAGGGUGGAAAAGACGUGAGUUUAAGCUUUGCAGGAGCCCCGACGAUAUCUUUACCCUCAACUACUACAGCUGGGACGGAGCCACCGAGGCCAAGAAAGGCUCCAUAAACAUCAGCGAGAUUCAGAGCAUCACUAAGGGCUCAGCUUGUAAAGAGGACCUGGCGGCCACCCUGAAGACCUGUAAGUGCUCCCCAGAGAACGUCUUAGUGGUACGGACAGACAGACGCACUUACUUCCUGGCUGAUGAAGAUCCGGAGGAGAUUGAGGAUUGGUACAAUCACCUCACAGAAUCAAUGGAAAGGAGCCAAUCAAAUGGCAAAAGAGACAACUUUUUCAUUCCAAUUUCUUUGAUUUCAAGACCAUACACUGGGCCCUUUUCUCCACAUUAUGACAGACACACAAUUGAUUGCUUUGGUUUUGAUUUUAAUGAGCCGUCUCUUAUGGUCAAUGGGAUCCGACCCAAAUCCUAUCCAAUAACCAGUGACAGGUUCCAUGAGCCAAUCAUUGAUCUGAAUAGAUUGAGCAACCCGAAAACUGACUUGAUCCCCUCCAGUGAGCCCUUUCAUCUGUAUGAAGAUAUAACACCUGCAUUGCCUCCUAAGCAGAAAGGAGGCAAAGUGAGCAACUCUGCCCCAUCAGAACCAGUCACCCAAAAUACUGUUUCCCCGCCCAAGGUUAUCCCCCAGAUGAAAGAAGAACCUUUAGAUUUCUCUGACAUGAGUGACUCAGAAAACAUUGAUUCCUACAUGAAAAUGAAAUCUGUAAUAGAGAAAUGCCAAUUAGAAAUAAAGGAUAAAAGAGACCCGGAAUGUGCAGAGAGAACAAAACAAGCCUACGUACCCCAAGGGGGACAAUCCUUGAAAAGAGAGUCAAAUGAAUUAAAUAAAGAAGAUGAACCAGACGAUCCCCAGGCAAAAGAAGUGAAAGUGUCAAGAGAUGAGCUGCAGCAAUACUUAGAUGUGGAACAGCUUGGAGACUGUGUGUGUGUCUGUAAUUGGAGGGGCCCUAAAGACACCCCUUGUCUGUUCAACUAUGGGGACCGAAUUGAGACCAUGAACAGCAUAAGGCUAAAGAGCCAGGAAUUCUUUCUACAGCUACUAAAGAGUGCAACAAAUAACGAGGUGACUCUGACAAUUACCCAGAACUCUAACGCCACCAUUCUGCCCGCGAGCAGCUGCUCCAGCACAUGAUCCUGAUCCCAGCAGAGAUGGAUCCAGAUAAUGGGACAUGAACCUGCCAGACUGACAGACACCCAGGAGGAUUAUGGGACACCCCUUGUAUCCGUCAUGGGGCCCCAGUGCAAGUGUAUCAUUUUGUGAUCCUUUGACCUAUUGACUUCGCCUUUAGGGUCCAACCAGUGAUGUGACCCCAACACUAUGUCCUCCCCGCCCCCCAUGGCUUUGCCUUGGGAACAAAGAUCAAAGAGAAUCUGGUACAGCCAAUGAAUAAUCCAAAGAAUCAUAUCACAGAUACAGAAAUGACAUUUACAUAUAACUUUAAAGUUGUUUAGUAAAUAAAUAUUGGGAACUUACUUUACAUUAUAGUUUCUUCCAUUAGGCAAAACAAAUUUCCUUUAAUGGCUCCUGCUACAAGUUUUACUGAGAUUAGCAGCAGUGCAGCGUCACGGUGAUGUUGCUACAAGACAAGACCACUGAUCAUUAGGGGUGGCUCACCUUUAAGUUAACUUCUAGUAUGUUGUAGAAUGGCUAAUUCUAAGCAACUUUUCAAUUGGUCUUUUAGUCUUUUUUUUUUAAUAGUUUUUUAAGUAUUUGCCUUCUUCUUCUGACUCAUAGCAGCUUUCUAAUGACUCAAAUGUCUCUAAUCUUUAAGGCUACAUAUAUUGUUAUUGUUACUUUUUAUUACUCCUCUUUCUAUUCAGGCCUCUCCUAUUCAUAUUCCAGUCUCUUA
Xenopus laevis (African clawed frog) is the source of this 3012-nucleotide messenger RNA. It is a transcript of the gene plekhs1.2.L, whose product is annotated as pleckstrin homology domain-containing family S member 1. Bases 1017 to 2294 code for a protein of 425 amino acids. NCBI's taxonomy places the organism in Eukaryota, Metazoa, Chordata, Amphibia, Anura, Pipidae. The transcript is spliced from 17 exons. The record is from RefSeq and is a predicted model, not a curated record.